This is a messenger RNA of Periophthalmus magnuspinnatus, 777 nucleotides long. RefSeq lists its product as uncharacterized. Gene Ontology annotation, biological process: regulation of apoptotic process. Gene Ontology annotation, molecular function: death domain binding; protease binding. The coding region runs from base 1 to 777 and encodes 258 amino acids. The transcript has 4 exons. The record is from RefSeq and is a predicted model, not a curated record. Lineage: Eukaryota; Metazoa; Chordata; Actinopteri; Gobiiformes; Gobiidae.
AUGCACCUGUCUUCAUUUGGGACCAGCAUUGACCGAGCGUUGGAAGAAGCUAUCGUGGGUGUCCUCAACGGCAAAAUGUUUGGCAGUGGAAAUAAGAAGUGGUUUGUGAAGAAGCAAAGGAGACAGCAGCACUUGUGUGGAAAACGACCCUACUCUAGAAAGAAGAAAAGAUGGGCCGUGAAGAUCUUGAAACAAAACCGGCAGAAGAUUUUGAACGAAUUGGAUGUCAACACCGUCCUGCCGUAUCUAGUCUAUGAGAAGGUCUUUUCUUUAGGGGAGUAUAAAGAAAUACUGUCCCAGGACACUAGACAAAAAAGGACAGAGAUGUUCCUGGAUUACCUGUCCUCGAAAGGUCCCACCGCAUUCUGCUCCUUCUGCUCUGUCCUGGAGGAAGUGCACCCUCACCUGCUCACUUGCUUCCUACUGGAUGGACAAGAUGGUGUCCUGGGACGAGCCAAAAAAGGGGGGCCUGCUGUUCCCCUCAACAACCAAGUGGAGCAGCCCACAUGCUCUCCACCUCUGUAUACCGACCCCCUGUUUGACUCAAGGAUCCACCCGAGCCCCACUGCUGGCUCUGGAGCAUCAUCAAGUCACGGAAAAGGCAAACCAUCACUGCGCCGCAUCAAAGGCCGCAUUCACCGCAGCAAGAGCCUGGACAGCAUUGACCUGCUUGACUCCAAUGAUGCUGGCUGUGGGAUUGCUGGCUGUGGGAUUGCUUUAGCCUUUGUCAAACAUGUACAAGGACUUCAGCCAGCCAAAUUGAGAAGAAUCUGGUGA